Molecule: messenger RNA, 324 nt
Organism: Sphaeroforma arctica JP610
Lineage: Eukaryota; Ichthyosporea; Ichthyophonida
Exons: 1
Coding region: 1-324 (107 amino acids)
Source: RefSeq, a predicted model, not a curated record
AUGGAAGCUAAUUCCGAGGUUGAUUAUGAGUAUAAUUAUGAGGAUGAUUCAUCGGAGCCUAAAGUAUUGAAAGAAGAUGUCUCUGCUGCCACGGAAAGACUCGCCAGUGUCCGUGUAUCGCCCAGGAGUGAAGCCCAAGAUCCCAGCUUACCACUUGACCACGAGCAAUCGAAUGUUGGGGACCGACUCAAGAAUGUUGGGAAAUUUGUUGCGGCCGAUGUUGGGAAGGCCAUAACAUAUGAACGAGUUGAGGGCUCUAUACGAAUCCGACGCCAAGCUCUGCCAAGAACCUGCACAAGCGUCCUGCCAUCGAUGUCGGAGUGA